Messenger RNA from Staurois parvus, 309 nucleotides. The record is from the annotation of a GenBank genome assembly. NCBI's taxonomy places the organism in Eukaryota, Metazoa, Chordata, Amphibia, Anura, Ranidae.
AGAAAGAACAGUCAAAAUGCAGGCAGGGCACAGGACAAAGCACAAUGUUUUACAUGUAAUAAUCAUUUAAAAAAAAGACAUUUUUUAAAUUUCAAAUUUGCCGCCAGUUCCUGUGCCCGUACGUCCCGACGUCACAGGGACCGGAACACGGAAGCCGGAUGCCGGCAUCGGCCGGAGGAGAUGGCCGGGGACGCUGCAGGGGACACAUCGUGGGAGCGAAGGACAAGGUAAGUGCUGCAGGGACUCCAUGAGCAACGCCGCAUGGUAAGCCCGAGUGUAGCUCGGGGUUACCGCUUUUGGUACUGACAU